Molecule: messenger RNA, 4007 nt
Organism: Hyposmocoma kahamanoa
Lineage: Eukaryota; Metazoa; Arthropoda; Insecta; Lepidoptera; Cosmopterigidae
Gene: numb
Product: protein numb
Exons: 8
Coding region: 890-2245 (451 amino acids)
Source: RefSeq, a predicted model, not a curated record
CGACUCACAGUCAGUCAGUACGACAGUAAAGGCCGCUCCAUGCGCGGCGCGCGCGCGCCUCAACCAGUUCACUAACUGCCACAUUCCUAAAAAAUUUUUCUAGUCAACAUGGAUUUCAGUGCUAAAACUAACACUAUUUGUGUAAAUUCAGAAAAAGUGUCUUAGUUUUGUAGUCGUUACUCGCUACGGUCCAAAGAACAAUGCUGUGGGAAAAAAUAACGUUCAGCUGGCAUCGGCAGUCGUUCCCAGCUACCUACCUAACCUCUCUCCCCCCGCCGGUUGCCGGGUUCAAUGCGCCUCUCUGCGUUUAUUCAUCGUUUGUGGGAAAAGUUGACCCCCCGUUUUAAGAAUUAUUGUUAACGAAUUCACACGAUCCGUGUUGUAGACUACCGCAUCUUAGAUGAGCGGAUUGAAUUUUUUAUUUCAAGUUUUUUUAUGAUUUGUGUCAUCAAAGUUGACGAGCAGCAGUGACCGGUCUGUAAAUUUUUGAGAUUCUGCUAAAUUGUCGGUGUAGUGAUAGCCACUUAUUGUGUGAGGCACCAGUGUAACUGUUAACGCCAACGUAAAGUUUUUUAUACGCAAGACACCAAGGUUACAACAUUCCAAAUUAUUUGUUUUGGGCUAUACCAUGUUUGCGGAGUUUCAACAUCGUCGAAAUUAUUAUCUUACUGUGCUACGAAUAGUGUGUAGUUAUCAGAGGAGAACAAUACAUUAAAAUAGGGCAACGUGUGCAGUGUUCAUCCAUGGAGUUUUGUAUCUGUUACAUUUAAAAUUCAUGUUUUCAACAAAUUCCAUAGAAUAUUUGAAUUCGUUAUUCGUAAAGUGAAUGAUAUAUUAUGUGCAGUGCGUGACCUGAUUUAUUUGGGAUUUCUAAAAUUUCAACUUCAAGAUGGGAAACCAAGGAUCAUCGCCCCAUGAACCCCUGGACCGGGCCCAGGCUCAAACACAGAAUGCUGAUCUCAAAAUGAAGUCGUCGGUAAGAUCGUCAUUCCGGAGGGCGCGCGCGGGCGCUGCGCUGUCGCCUCCGCGCGCCGGCAUGGAGCGCCUGCGCCGCUCGUUCCGCGAGUCCUUCCGCAAACGUAAGGGCUCGCCGCCAGAGUCUGCGCGACCUCACCAAUGGCACGCUGACGAAGCGGCCGUCAGGGCCGGCACUUGUACCUUUCCCGUUAAGUACCUGGGCUGUGUCGAAGUCUUCGAGUCCAGGGGCAUGCAAGUGUGCGAAGAGGCACUUAAGUUACUUAGAAAUUCACGACGGCGUCCCGUGCGCGCGGUGCUACAUAUAAGCGGGGAUGGUCUACGAGUGGUCGAAGAGGAGACCAAAGGUUUAAUAGUCGAUCAGACUAUCGAGAAGGUCUCCUUCUGCGCGCCAGACAGAAAUCACGAGAGAGGUUUUAGCUACAUCUGCCGCGAUGGCACAACGCGGCGAUGGAUGUGCCACGGGUUCCUAGCGUCUCGCGAUAGCGGCGAGCGAUUGUCACACGCGGUUGGGUGCGCCUUCGCGGCUUGCCUCGAACGUAAACAACGCCGCGAUAAAGAGUGCGCCGUUUCUAUGAGCAUCGAUGCCGCCUCACAUGCCUUUACUCGGCAGGGAUCAUUCCGAAAAUCAACAAUAACCGCUCGUCGUGCGUCGGAAGCCGACGCGACUGUAUCCCCUGCGGUGGUGCCACCGAUGUCGGCGCCGCCCCGCCCCACUGCACACAACCCAUUCGCCGUAGAAAGGCCGCACGCCGCGCCGCAUCUACUCGAGAGGCAGGGCUCCUUCCGCGGUUUCGCGCAUCUUAACAACAAUUCGCCAUUCAAGCGUCAGAUGUCGCUCCGCAUCAGCGAACUGCCGUCGAACCUGGAGCGGCAACGACUCGGCCUCGGCUCUCCGCCGCGCCUGCCCACGUUGCCACCCAUACAGUCGUCCACAGCAGCGCCGGUUAACAAUAACACUUCUGUCCUAUCUGACUCACUUGCGCUGGAGAUUAAUGGCGAGGACAAGCAACCUGAAGAUCCAGUGGCAGCGAUGUGCCAACAACUUUCAAUGGGUCUGCGCGCCCUGACAGAGGAGCAGCCAGUGACUGCUGUGCCUGUGGCUCCAGUGGCCCCAGCACCCAUCGCAGCGGCACUCCCGCACCCAGACGCUUGGCUGGGCCGAAUCGCGGGCGUUAGAGCCCCUCCAUUGGGGGCCACUGGCCGCGCCGCUUCCUACGCCGGCCAUUCCACUAACCCGUUCCUCACACCUACUCCCGCCCCCCUUUAAAUUCCCGAGCUACCGAGUAUUGUUCCUAAUUAGUUGACAACGAGCGAUUACGCUCACCACCAGAGUCCAAAAAUUUAUCAAAAAAGAUCGAGAGACCGAAGUAGUUGUCGCCCGUCACUUAUUUUAGAUUUCGAAUUCUUUGAAAUCUACCUUGAAAAUAAUCGUUACACGCAUAUGUAUCGUUCUAGUUUCUAAAGACCAAGCUUCAAGAAUCAUUCCUGUUUUAUGGAAAUGGUCGAGUGUUAUUAUAACGAAAUGCACGUGUUUUUGUAUCAUAUUUUAUAUAAAUAUCCGAUGAUUCUAUAAUAUAGAACGUCAUGGCGUAGCCUUAACCGAAUGUUAACUUUGAGUCAAAGCCUUAGGCUAAUUUUAAUCACGGUAGCGAAGUGAUAAGUGGAAAAAUCAUAAUGUCGAAUAAUACAUUAGAAAUGAUUAGAAUGAAGAAAAUUAAUAAUGCAUUCGUUCAUUUCCGUAUAAUUGAAUAACUCCCCGAAGCUUCAACAUUAGAAAAUAGCACUGUAUUCUUGCGAUUUUGUGUAACGAGUAGCACUUGUGAUUAAGUCCUCAAAUCUUUUAUUCGCGAAUUUCGCCUUUAUUGAAAACGUCCGUAUUCGACGCUGAGAUGGUAUUUUUGACGUGGUUAUCGUUAGUACGUGCUGAUAGGGCCGGUUCUUGCCAGUUUCAUCCUAAAAUGUGAUUAUCACUAGGAGCCAAAUUUAAGUGGUCAAUCAAGUUGUACUAAGGUACACUUAUUUGGCCAGAAAACAAAUUCAAAUCGAUGUGAGUUAAAUUUAUUCGCGAAUUGACCGAGUGAGACGUUGUAGCUUAAAUUGUUAAAAUCGUAUUUCGAGCAGUCUUUAACUCGAUGUAUUUUGAAAUUGACAAAUGGUCUUAAUGUGUAGUGUAACGUGGUAAUGCACUUAUGAGUGGAAGGCACAGAAUAUCUAGAAAUAUUCUUCAAUCCGUAGAUUUACUUAUUUUCAAAAGGUAUGUCACAUGUUCUGCACUUCUAAGUCCUAAUGAAUAGUGGUUUUCAGGCGAAUUGGUGAUAUUUAUAAUAAAUUUUCCAAAGUGUACACGUUUCGACGAAGUCACAAAAUUCUUGACUUAAAAGUAUUUUUAUAUUUUGACUCCGAUGCCAGUUGCGUAGUAGACCAGAUUCUGAAGAUUAUUUAUGGAAAAAAAUAUAACUGUUGUAUUUGAGGUGUUUAAUUAAAUUGGAGUUGUGUAUAUCUGACGCGUAGCUAAGUAAAUAUUGUACUUAAAUUAUCUCGUCCAAAUGCACCGUGCUUCUGCGCUGCACACUAUAUCAAUGUGCUAUCGCUGUGUAGUUGAAUUGAACGUAAGUCGUCGCCAGGCGUCGUCCAAGGACAGUAUUACGAGCCAGUGGCGAUCUUUUACAGCAGAACGAACAAUGCAGUAUUUUAAAACUUAACAUACUUCUUAAUUGUAUUAUAGGGUUUUGGACAUAUUUUCCCUUUUUUGUAUAUAAUUGUAAAUUUGUAGGAUACAUACCGAUUGUGGAUCUGUUUUUAUACUUUUUUUAUUCUUGAAUAUGUCAUAGGAACAGAUGGGUAGAGAUAGAGUUAAUUUUAUUCUUAUUGCUAUUUAAUUUUCAUUUAGCAAAAUUCAUACGUACUUACAUGUUGUUCUUAUAUAGUUGUACUUAUGUUACUUUUUAAGUUAUUCUGUUAAUUUUAUUUUACUCGGCUUAUUGUUAAGUCAGCCAGUUUCGGUACCAGAGAUGAGCUGAUCGGGCUGA